This is a messenger RNA of Erythranthe guttata (spotted monkey flower), 1224 nucleotides long. The record is from RefSeq and is a predicted model, not a curated record. NCBI's taxonomy places the organism in Eukaryota, Viridiplantae, Streptophyta, Magnoliopsida, Lamiales, Phrymaceae.
AUGGCCACCGACACUUCGCCGAGAUUCCAGAAGUCGGACCUUCUCCCCGUACCAGAAAUCGCCGCCGCCGCGGUGGAGACGACGGACUUCACUCCUGCCAGUUCAUGGUCGUCGGCUCGACCGCCGGCAUGGUGGAGCACUUGUGCCACUUUUGCCAGCGAUACUGUGCUUACUCCCAUGGAUAUGGUGAAGCAGAGGCUGCAAUUGGGUAACAUUCCGUACAAAGGCAUGAACGAAGGUCAAACACGAACGAUUCAGCUCUCCGAUGAUUGUUUGCCUCACAUUUUCUCGUAUCACCACCACAUUUUCACCAAGUAUGGUGAGAAUUCAUUCUGGUGGUUCGGGCCAUGGCCGAAGCUGAAUAUAGUUGAUCCGGAGCUAAUAAAGGAAAUUAUGAGCAAACCCGAUUUAUUUCAGAAACCCUUUCCCGAAACGGGUAAGAUCCUAGCUGGCGGACUUGCGUUUUUGGAAGGCGAAAAAUGGGCUAAACAUAGAAAAAUUGUUAAUCCUGCUUUCCAUGUGGACAAGCUCAAGAAUAUGGUACCGUUGAUUGGUUUGAGUUGUUCAAACAUGAUACAAAAAUGGAAAGCCAUAGUUUCAUCUAAUAGUGAAAAGGGUAGUUUGUCGGAAAUUGACGUGUGGCCGUUUCUAGAAGAUUUAACGGGCGACGUAAUUUCACGCACGGCUUUUGGGAGUAGCCACGAAGAAGGAAUGAGGAUAUUUCAACUCACGAGGGAUAAACUUAAGCUCACUAUGCAAAUAUUCCUGCUGUGUAUGAUCCCGGGAUGGAGAUAUCUUCCUACAAAAAUAAAUAGGGAAUUGAAAUCAAUGACCGAAGAGCUCCAAUCUUUACUAAGAGGUAUGAUCGACAAAAGACAGAAAGCGAUGGACAGGGGCGAAACGGUCGACGACUUUUUAGGUAUCUUAAUGGAAUCUAAUUCAAGAUCCAUUCAAGAACAUGGAAACAAGAACUCCGGAAUGAGUAUCGAAGAUGUAAUGGAGGAGUGCAAGCUGUUCUACUUCUCCGGCUCGGAGACGACCUCGAGUUUGCUCGUGUGGACAAUGAUUUUGUUGUGCCAACAUCCUGAGUGGCAAACGCUCCGCUUGGGACUGAGCACGGUCCAGGCCGAAUAUAUCUGCUCUCAAUCUUCUCGGAUAAAUUGGUUCUAUUUGUAUUUCUGCUGUGUUGAGAACCCUCUUCGUAUUUCUGCUCGUUCCCCUUAA